This is a messenger RNA of Homarus americanus (American lobster), 1803 nucleotides long. Its product is annotated as C protein alpha-antigen-like. Lineage: Eukaryota; Metazoa; Arthropoda; Malacostraca; Decapoda; Nephropidae. The coding region runs from base 1 to 1803 and encodes 600 amino acids. The transcript has 3 exons. The record is from RefSeq and is a predicted model, not a curated record.
AUGACCAACAAUCUGUCAAAUGGCUGCGCUGACCACACGGCCCGGAAGAAAGCUCCCUGCAAUCAACAGGUUGAACAGUUGAAAACUUCAGGCUACAAGCAGAACAGAAGUCGCUCUCUGACUGCUCCAAUUUUGGAGUACCAGAGUGUCCCAGGGAGUACCAGUACCCAGGAGUACCAGAGUGUCCCAGGAAGUACCAGAGUGUCCCAGGGAGUACCAGUCUCUCCCAGGGAGUACCAGUGUCUCCCAGGAGUACCAGAGUGUCCCAGGGAGAACCAGUCUCCCAGGAGUACCAGAGUGUCCCAGGGAGUACCAGUGUUUCCCAGGGAGUACCAGUGUCUCCCAGGAAUACCAGAGUGUCCCAGGGAGUACCAGAGUCUCCCAGGGAGUACCACAGGAGUGUCCCAGGGAGUACCAGAGUCUCCCAGGGGAGUACCAGUGUCUCCCAGGGAGUACCAGUGUUCCCAGGAGUACCAGUGUCUCCCAGGAGCAACGAGUCUCCCAGGGAGUACCAGUGUCUCCCAGGGAGUACCAGUGUCUCCCAGGGAGUACCAGUGUCUCCCAGGGAGUACCAGUGUCUCCCAGGGAGUACCAGUGCUCCCAGGGAGUACCAAGAGUGUCCCAGGAGAACCAGUGUCUCCCAGGGAGUACCAGAGUGUCCCAGGAGUACCAGUGUCCCCAGGAGUGCCAGUGUCUCCCAGGGAGUACCAGAGUCCCAGGGAGUACCAGUGUCCCCAGGGAGUACCAGAGGAGUACCAGUGUCUCCCAGGGAGCACAGAGUGUCCCAGGAGAGCCCCAGUGUCUCCCAGGGAGUACCAGAGUGUCCCAGGGAGUACCAGUGUUCCCAGGGAGUACCAGUGUCUCCCAGGAAUACCAGAGUGUCCCAGGGAGUACCAGAGUCUCCCAGGGAGUACCAGAGUGUCCCAGGAGUACCAAGUGUCUCCAGGGAGUAGCCAGUGUCUCCCAGGGAGUGCAGUGGUCUCCCAGGAGUACUCAGUGUCUCCCAGGAGUACCAGAGUCUCCCAGGAGUACCAGUGUCUCCCCAGGGAGUACCAGUGUGUCCCAGGGAGUACCAGUGUCUCCCCAGGGAGUACCAGUCUCUCCCAGGGAGUAGCCAGUGUCUCCCAGGGAGUACCAGAGGUCCCAGGAGAACCAGUGUCCCCAGGGAGUACCAGAGUGUCCCAGGGAGUACCAGUGUCUCCCAGGGAGUACCAGUGUCUCCCAGGGAGUACCGGAGUGUCCCAGGGAGUACCAGUGUCUCCCAGGGAGUCCAGUGUCUCCCAGGGAGUACCAGAGUCUCCCAGGGAGUCCAGUGUGUCUCCCAGGGAGUACCAGAAUGUACCAGAGUCUCCCAGGGAGAGUACCAGUGUCUCCCCAGGGAGUACCAGAGUGUCCCAGGGAGUACCAGUGUCUUCCAGGGAGUACCAGUGUCUCCCAGGGAGUACCAGUGUCUUCCAGGGAGUACCAGUGUCUCCCAGGGAGUACCAGUGUCUCCCAGGGAGUACCAGAGUCUCCCAGGGAGUACCAGUGUCUCCCAGGAGUACCAGUGUCUCCCAGGGAGUACCAGUGUCUCCCAGGGAGUACCAGUGUCUCCCAGGGAGUACCAGAGUCUCCCAGGGAGUACCAGUGUCUCCCAGGAGUACCAGUGUCUCCCAGGGAGUACCAGUGUCUCCCAGGGAGCAGUGUCUUCCAGGGAGUACCAGUGUCUCCCAGGGAGUACCAGUGUCUUCCAGGGAGUACCAGUGUCUCCCAGGGAGUACCAGUGUCUCCCAGGGAGAACCAGAGUCUCCCAGGGAGUCUUAG